CGAGCGCCUCGGGGGUAGAGGGAACGUGAGCACGAGCUGAGCGGGCACGAGCGCCUUGGGGACAGAGGGAGCGAGCGCGAGCUGAGCGGGCACGAGCGCCUCCCGGGGCAGAGGCUGUGGGGCAGAGGGAGCGCGAGCUGAGCGGGCACGAGCGCUUCGGGGACCGAGGGACGGCACGGGAGCUGGGCGAGCAUGAGCGCCUCGGGGCAGAGUCUGCUCGCGUUGGGGACGAGAGCAGUGGGCGCGGGACGGUCCGAGAGCGGUGACUCGGCUCCCAAGUUGGGGUGGGGCUGGGGGGGGUCUCUGAGCACGUGCCCGCUCGUCUGUGAGAGACCUUGGCUGCCCGCUGGGGGCGUUGCCGUGGGAGGGGCGGCUGGGGCUCCCGCGGGCUCCUGGGAGCCCCGGCCGUUGCUUCGGGUCCCUUCUAUGCCCGGCCCCUUGCAGGUCUUCUUUGGGAACGUGGAUGCGUCAGGGAUCAAGGAGAAUGCGUUUGACCCUCCCGUGAUCGCCCGGUUCCUGCGUACCUGCCCGGCCCUCUCACUUCAGCGUGCAGAUGCGCUGCGCGUAAAACUGCUGGGCUGUGAGGCUAAUUUCAGCUGCAGCCUCCCCCUGGGUGUGAAGCAGGGGCCAUCUCAGGCACAGCUCACAGCGUCGUCCCACAAGGCCAGCGUGUUUGCCACCUGGGCCCCUUGGCGAGCGCGACUGAACCUUCAGGGCCGAACCAAUGCCUGGAGGCCCCGGGUAAGUAACGGGCGGGAGUGGCUGCAGGUGGACUUCGGGAAGCUGAUGAAAGUCACGGGAGUGACAACCCAGGGAGUGAAGUCCAUCCUCACCAGCAUGUUCGUGAGAGAGUUCUUGCUCUCCAGCAGCCGAGAUGGCAAGCGCUGGACCUUCUUUCAUCAGAACCACCAGUCAAAAGUCGCUGGGCUCCACAGAACUGGACUGGAGCCCUGUGGCUUUGGGGCCGGCUCCCUAUGGGUGGAUCCUGGAUCCAGGGCAGCCUGA
Messenger RNA from Sarcophilus harrisii (Tasmanian devil), 1005 nucleotides. RefSeq names its product coagulation factor VIII-like. The record is from RefSeq and is a predicted model, not a curated record. The coding region runs from base 193 to 1005 and encodes 270 amino acids. Lineage: Eukaryota; Metazoa; Chordata; Mammalia; Dasyuromorphia; Dasyuridae. The transcript is spliced from 4 exons.